UCUCUGUUGUGUAUAUUUUGUUUUCAAUGAAAUAUUUAGCUGCACCAAAGUUUGUAAGUUACUGUUAAAAAGAGGUUGUAUUUGUACGCAUUUAAUUUGGUUUAAUACAAAUAUGCUCCUACUUGGGUGAUUGUGCAAGUUUUGAUUCGUUACAUUUAUCCACAAUGGCGAACGGCAAUGCCAAAGAGACAGAAGCAGAUUUGGAGUUUUUAUACGACGAUUCAGAUGCUUAUGCUCAUGAAAUAAGCGAACUGUACACGUAUUCAGAGGAAGCAGAAUUUCAAUUCAACAAGGAUAGCUUUGCAAAGCUACUAAAAUCAAGAGAGCUUGACAGUUGGGCGGGUGCUUCUCAAGAAAACAGAACUGCCCUUGUUAUGCAUAUUGUUCAAACACUGGAUGUUUUGGACAAGAAUGAACGAUUUGAAGCUGUAAGAUGGACAUUGUAUUUAGUUCAAGGAGCAUUCGGUGAAUGCAAGACCGCUGAAGAGCAGAGGUUGAAUUGUAGAGAGAAUUGCUUUCUUCUUUAUAAGCUUGGGAUAUUUAGCAUUGUACAAGAACUUCUUAUGAUGGAAAUAAAUUCCACCCCUCCUGUUGUUGUCCCCACCAACAAGAAAACCAACCUUUUAUCUCUAUCUGAUAGUCUUGAGUUACGAAGCCUGAUGAUAAUUAUUUACACAAUGGUUGAAACACUAAGACGGGAAAAUGAGGAUGAUUCAAAUGAAAAUGUGAAACUAAGGAAGGAGUUCUACACUGAACUUGAACAAGGCUUGAAUGACAAGGAGCCGCUUGUAAUUACUUUGUUUAACAUGGUAUGCAAGUUCUCAUCCCAAACCACUUCCAUACUACCCAUGAAAAAGGUUCUUCUGCUACUAUGGAAAUUACUUUUGACCCUUCUUGGUGGAUAUUCCUCUCUUCACAACAAGAUGGAAGAACGCAGGAAGGAAUUGGAUCUUCCACUGUUGGAGGAAAACCCACUAAAGAUAAUCCGCGAGAUGCGGGCGUCUGUUCCACCAACAUCGGCUGCUGAUCUUCUCGAUAUUUCGCAAGCUGGGAAGAGGAGAGGAAGAAAGAGCAUCCUGUAUGAUCUUGGUGAAGACAACAGCUCUGAUAACAUGAAUAACAAGGAAAAAUCAAACGAACCGCCUCUGGAAGAAGAAAAAGUAACGAGCAUCGAUGAUGAACCUUUACUGCCACCUAGUGGAGAUAAAGAUAAUCCUUUGGAUGAAACGAACGGCGUCGUAAAGUCGGAGCCUGUUGAACCAUCGGGAGCUGAAGGGGUGAUUGGAACGCCAACUAAAGUGGAAGAAGCACCUGUAGGGGGCGCGAUGACACCAAUGCCGACCCAAACCGCACCUACAUUAACCUCUAAUGCUGCAGCAGUAGCCGCAAAAAUUGUCCAGCUACGACGGGAGCAGCAAGCGCCCGACAUUAGUGACCUACCCCAUGUUAAAGUCGUGUCUGGGCUGCCUUGGACACCGAAAGCGAGGAAAAAAGACGUGGAAUUGUUUUUAAACCAAGUCCGGCAGAAAUUUAUUGGUUUCUCAUUGCCUGGUGACCUUACAACUGUAGCUGGCUUGCCCAAAACCACCAAAGACAGUUUGAAAAUCUUACGCAAGCAUACAUAUGUACCUAUGUCCGAUCUACAGAUCGCAAAAGAAGUGGAAAUGACAAAAUGUCCGCUUACUAUAGGAAAGCAAGAGGUAAUUUCCACUGGUGUAACGGAGCGAUUAUACCAAGCCAUGUUACCACAUAUACCACAAUACAUGAUCGCUUUGUUGAAGAUUCUGCUUGCCGCUGCUCCAACAUCUAAAGCGAAAAACGACUCAAUUAACAUUCUAGCUGAUGUACUGCCACAAGAAAUGCUGUCCACAGUGGUAGCUUCCCUUAGACUUGGUAUCGAUGUAAACAGACACAGAGAAAUUAUCGUCAAGUCAAUUUCUGGCAUGCUACUUCUGCUAUUGAAGCAUUUCAAACUCAACCAUGUUUACCAGUUUGAGUAUAUGAGCCAACACUUAGUAUUUGCCAACUGCAUACCCCUCGUGCUCAAGUUUUUCAACCAAAAUAUCGUCGCAUACGUCACGACUAAGAAUAUGAUUCCAAGCCUGGAGUUCCCAGCUUGUGUUAUAGGUGAAAAAUCUGAGAUCACGGCCGAAACUUUUGAUGGUGUCGACUCUAACAGUGUUCCCUGCUGGAGAAAUUUAUUCUCGAGUAUAAACUUGCUUCGAAUUCUCAAUAAAUUAGUAAAAUGGAAACACUCAAGAACCAUGAUGCUGGUCGUAUUCAAGUCCGCCCCAAUCCUGAAAAGAGCUUUAAAAGUUCGACAAGCAAUGUUCCAGCUUUAUGUACUCAAACUACUCAAAGUGCAAACCAAGUACCUCGGGCGUGCGUGGCGUAAAAGCAACAUGAAAACUAUGUCGGCCAUCUAUCAGAAAGUACGUCAUCGUCUGCAUGACGACUGGGCUUUCGGAAACGACGUAGACGCCCAACCAUGGGACUUCCAACAGGAAGAAUGCGCUUUACGUAACAACGUUGAACGAUUCAACGUAAGAAGAUACGGCAAAGGAGCUUCUGCGCUUACCAAUUCCACCAACAUACCAACAACCACAGAUGAAUAUACACCUGUGGAAAACAAUCUUCAAAAUUUACUUAAAGAAGAGGUUGAGCUGCCGGUUGAGUUUCGCAAAUCCUAUGACGUAUGGUUGGAGCGCGAGGUGUAUUACUCGAACACUGAUUGGGACCAACUGCUUACAAUUCCAUGCGUGCAGUAACUUUUACUGUGUUGUAAAGUGUUUAACGAAGAAUUUUUACAAGAAUUUAUUAAACUGGUC
Messenger RNA from Ciona intestinalis (vase tunicate), 2828 nucleotides. The record is from RefSeq and is a predicted model, not a curated record. NCBI's taxonomy places the organism in Eukaryota, Metazoa, Chordata, Ascidiacea, Phlebobranchia, Cionidae.